ACAACGAAGCUAAAUGGGCACGACAUAAUAGUUAUUUAAAUUCUCUUCCUACCAAUCAAGCUCCAUCAAUUAUUGAACCAAUAUUUUCAAAAAUUUUGGAAGUAUUAAAAUCGUACUUGACGCCUCACAUAUUGGCUGUACAACAACAUCAAAUUACUGAAGAACAACUUGAUAGACCUCAAGUAUCUAUUGCGGCCCUCAUAAAGGAUAUUGACAUAAGUGACAUAGUUGAAAUUUGGGA
Cetraspora pellucida is the source of this 241-nucleotide messenger RNA. Lineage: Eukaryota; Fungi; Glomeromycota; Glomeromycetes; Diversisporales; Gigasporaceae. The record is from the annotation of a GenBank genome assembly.